Messenger RNA from Pestalotiopsis fici W106-1, 204 nucleotides. RefSeq lists its product as uncharacterized. The coding region runs from base 1 to 204 and encodes 67 amino acids. The record is from RefSeq and is a predicted model, not a curated record. Lineage: Eukaryota; Fungi; Ascomycota; Sordariomycetes; Amphisphaeriales; Sporocadaceae. The transcript has 2 exons.
AUGCUUUCACCGAUCAGUGAUUUAGUGCCCAGAUUGAGUGCCUGCGCGGCUUCAUCCGCUCGUGAGGACAACCGUAUUGCCAGCUACUACUACUACUACUACUACUACUACUACUACUACUACUACUACUACUACUACUACUACUACUACUACUACUACUACUACUACUACUACUACUACUACUACUACUGUAUGGUACAAUGA